Molecule: messenger RNA, 3066 nt
Organism: Acytostelium subglobosum LB1
Lineage: Eukaryota; Evosea; Eumycetozoa; Acytosteliales; Acytosteliaceae
Exons: 4
Coding region: 1-3066 (1021 amino acids)
Biological process (GO): protein phosphorylation
Molecular function (GO): guanyl-nucleotide exchange factor activity; protein kinase activity; ATP binding
Source: RefSeq, a predicted model, not a curated record
AUGGAACAAAAGUACCAUACAUUAGACUCAACGACAAAGAGGAAACAAACACAUCCAAACCUCCAUAACUUAUUGUCAUUCUUUGAGAGCACGUCCACAUCAUCAGACGGCCUCGGCUCCCUGCGUGAUAAACGCCCACCUGUCCCACCCAGGUCGCACAAUUACAACAACUCCUCGACAUUCGACGAAACAUCUGGUCUUCUGGACCACAACAACAAUCACCCAGGCCUAAGUAGGAGCACGUCAAGUGGCGGCGACCCCUACGCACUAUCUAUGGCAUCAUUCGAGUCGCUCAACUCGGCUCAGGGCCUAAUCACGGACCCCAACGCCACAAGGAUCAUCGAUGAGCUGAAGCGAGAACUGCAACACGAGCGCAACUCACAUCUUCAGACGCGUCACCUGCUGCGCAACGUGGAGGAGGACAACAGACUGCAGAAGCAGAACUUGCAGGCCCUGCGCGCCAAGUACGACCGCCUUCAUCACAAACUCCAAAAGAUGUCCAGCUUGUAUCAGAGCUUCCACAAGACAAUCAGCGACGCCAUGCAGGACGGCGGUGAGUUUGACGUUGGCAGCGGCGCGGCCGGACACAGCAGCACAUCGCCAGCGGUGGCGUUCAGCAAUGGCGGCUCGCCGCGUCCCAUAGCCAUGGUGUCUGCGUCCACUAGUGGCAGUUCGGCCUUCACGCCCUCCAUGCAGUCACCGGUGCUCCAGCCAUCGCCAUCAUUCAGUGGCAGCGGCAGCAGCCCACACAUGAGAUCCAAGUCCUAUUCAAUCAGCGACACACUCUCUCGCAGCAACAAGGCCGCACGAGGCAUGAGCCUUGUCGGCAGUGGCAGUGGCGGCAGCGACCUCAACACCAGCACGAGCGGCACCUACACGACCAUGCCUACACACACCGCGACAGCCGGCUCGCCCACCAACUCCAACAACCUCACCCAACAGCACAGCCUCAACUACAUCCAGGACCUGGACGACUAUCACCACCAUGCGCUCACGGACGACGAGUACGCCCGAAUGAUUGAGAACCGCAUCCUCAUUGUCAACCAGAUACUGCGCACCGAGAAGGAGUACGCUGCGUACCUGCAGCUGAUCGUCGAAGAGUUCCUCACACCGAUGAAGUCUGAGAGCUACCAGUCGUCCAACCCAUUCGUCACCACUCUGCACAUCAAGCAGAUCUUUGGCGAUGUCGAGGUCAUCCUUGGCAGCAGUGGGCUACUCAUCGAGGACAUUGAGAAUGUCCUAAACUCUGACUCAUCAAAGUCCUCCAUGGGCAGUGUAUUCCUCAAGAUUUGUGACUACUUCAAGUUGUACUCACCUUAUGUAAAGAACUACUACACAUCAAUCUCUGUGUUGAACAAGUUGAAGGAGGAGAGUCACAAGUUCCAAUCAUUCAUUCAUGAGAAGGAACAGAAGCUGGCACAGACCAACUUCACCGAGCUUGGUAGUCUACUCGUGUUGCCAUUGUCUCGCAUUGGCCAGUACACCCCAUUGUUGAUCGAGUUGUUCAAGAGCACACCAAAGACACAUGAUGACUAUGAGCCAUUGAAGAAUGCUGUGAUCAAGAUGAGAACAAUCGUAGACUAUGUAAAGGAGAAGUCGAGGGAGUAUGAGAGCCAGAAUAAGGUUAGGAUCAUACAGGGAUUGUUGAUUGGAAAGUUCCAGAACUUGAAUGAGCCACACAGACGCUAUGUCAGGGAGGGUGAGCUCACUGAGCACACAAAGAGUGGCGGCACAGGCAAUCAAUUGUACUGCUUCCUUUUCAAUGACCUGUUCAUCGUCUCGGUACCCACGGCCAAGAAGCAACAGACACAGUACACAUUCAAACGUGACAUCCGUCUGAUGGAUGCUGAGGUCUCGGUCGUGUCUUCCAUGGAGGCCGGAGACGACAAGCCCCUGUUCCAGCUGAGCUUCACCUCGGCGGUGUUGUCUACAUCAGCUGACCACUCGUCGUCGUCAGGUGCCGCACUCACCGCCAACUCGGUGUUGAAUGGCAUCAUCUCGGGUGCGACUCUCAUGACGUCGUCGUCCGAAUCCAAGGUGGACGGCGAGCAGCGCAUCGAGACGCUGACAUUCUGUGCGGACAGUGCACGCGAUCGCGACGAGUGGGUGCAGGCGCUGCAGCUGCACAUCCUGGCCGAGAAGAAGAAGAACGCCAAUCGUCGAACGGAGGAGCCCACCACGCUCAUGGAGAACAAGGGCGGUGACAUCGACUUCAAGAACAGCGAGAUCCAGCUGUGCGAGCAGAUUGGCAGUGGCGGCAGUGGUUGCACUGUGCACCGCUGCACAGUCGACGGCUUCACUUGUGCCGUCAAGAUCCUAAAGCUCAAGAACACGCAGCCCUACCUCAUCGACCAGUUCGUCUCAGAGAUCAACAUCAUGGAGCAGCUGAGCCACUCCAACAUCGCCAAGUACCUUGGCCAUCGCCUAACAGCCAACCCCGAGCGAUUGUGGCUGUUCAUGGAGUUCUACCCCUACUCGCUCAAGGACAUCAUUGGCAAGCGCUCGACGCCCUUCCCCGCAGCCGAGACCAUCUGGAUGGCGCUCGAGAUCGCCAAGGGCCUGGAGUUCCUGCACAACCAGAAACAGCCAAUCAUUCAUCGUGACCUCAAGCCCGGCAACAUCAUGUGCUCGCUGGACGAGGCCAACCGCGUGUCCAACGUUCGCGUCUGCGACUUUGACACGUCCAAGGUGAUGAACUCGGGAGUCAUCCUCAAGACAUGCAUCGGCACGCCAUGCUACAUGGCGCCCGAGGUGCUGGACGUGUCGGUGGACUCUGGCAGCGACGGCUACUCGCUCAAGGCUGACAUCUGGUCGUUCUCCAUGCUGGUGUUUGAGAUCCUGACGUUGCAGCCACCCUACCACCAGUUCCCUCACCUGCAGACGGUCGAGAUGAUCCUCAAGGGCACGCCUCCACCACUUGUCACGCCAGUGUCGCCCAGUCUAUCAGGCCUGCUUGACCUACUCCACCAAUGCAUUGAUCUGAGUCCUUCCAAGCGACCAUCCUCCUCUCAAGUAGUUUCCAAGCUCAUCAAACUUAUGAAGAGUAUUGGUAAAUUACAAGAAUAA